AUGGCCCUCUCCUCUGAGAAGAAAUACCUAACCCUCAUCCUCCCCACAGCCCUCUACCCAACCUCCAACACCCCUGUUCUAGACCAUCUCCGGCCCUCCCACAGCCCCAACAGGCCCAACACCACGACCAUAACCAUACGUAUCCCCGCAGCCCCAGAACAAACCACCAACCCCAAGAUCCACGACCCAAGAUCAUACCCAGGCUAUAACGAUUGGGCGGCCCAGGAAUCCAUCCUAGCAGCAUGCAUCGACGAGAUCCGACGGUUGAACCCGCGCCCGCGGGAUGAGGAACCGCCGCAGCAACAACAACAGCAGCAGCAGGCAAUCCACGCGGUGUUGAUCUGCGGCGAGUGGAUGCAGCUGUACCGCGAGGUGCGGCCGUCGGAGACUGCCCUGAACGGUAGCGGGCUGUGGCGGUUCGAGUUCCCGGGGGGCAAGGUGCGGUUGCAUGUGGAGCGCGAGGCGGGCGUGCUGGCGGCUUGGGCGGAGGGGAUUGUGGAUUGUUUGCCGAUCGGGGCGAGAUUGGGGGCUUAUGGGGAGUUUUUGCGGUUGAAUUGA
Messenger RNA from Aspergillus homomorphus CBS 101889, 558 nucleotides. RefSeq lists its product as uncharacterized. NCBI's taxonomy places the organism in Eukaryota, Fungi, Ascomycota, Eurotiomycetes, Eurotiales, Aspergillaceae. The coding region runs from base 1 to 558 and encodes 185 amino acids. The record is from RefSeq and is a predicted model, not a curated record. The transcript has a single exon.